AUGAGCCAAGUCAACCCUUUACACUACAACGGAGGUGCCGUAUUCGCAGCAACCGGUAACCAGUGUGUUGCCAUCGCUGCGGAUCGGAGGUUUGGACAAGCGCAGCUCACGCUGGCAUGCGACGCAAACCGUCUGUUCCGCGUCCACGAUCGACUGGUGCUGGGACUCACUGGACUCGCGACCGAUUGUCUAACACUAGCAGAACGCGUGCGGAUGCGCACGAACCUAUAUCGUUUAGGAGAGAAACGCGAACCGAAACCUGCAACCAUUUCAGCGCUGGUUUCCGCGCUUCUCUAUGAGCGCCGCUUUGCACCGUACUUUGUCGAGCCGGUGAUCGUCGGUUUGUCGGGCGAUAACAAGCCGUAUUGCUGCUCCAUGGACCUGUUGGGCACGCCCAUGGAAACCGAUGAGUUCGUAGCUGCUGGUACCUGUGCCGAGUCGCUUUACGGGACGGGGGAAACCUUCUGGCGUCCGGGUCUGGAUCCCGAGGACCUAUUCGAAGUUACCGCCCAGUGUAUGCUUGCCGCGCUCGACCGCGACUGUCUCAGCGGCUGGGGUGCGGUCGUGUACGUCUUGCACAGUGAAGGCGUCACCGUGCGCGAGCUUAAGGCACGCAUGGACUAG
Molecule: messenger RNA, 624 nt
Organism: Cyanidioschyzon merolae strain 10D
Lineage: Eukaryota; Rhodophyta; Bangiophyceae; Cyanidiales; Cyanidiaceae
Product: 20S core proteasome subunit beta 3
Exons: 1
Coding region: 1-624 (207 amino acids)
Biological process (GO): proteasome-mediated ubiquitin-dependent protein catabolic process
Cellular component (GO): proteasome core complex; proteasome core complex, beta-subunit complex
Source: RefSeq, a predicted model, not a curated record